Messenger RNA from Naegleria fowleri, 930 nucleotides. RefSeq lists its product as uncharacterized. Lineage: Eukaryota; Heterolobosea; Eutetramitea; Acrasida; Naegleriidae. Bases 1 to 930 code for a protein of 309 amino acids. The record is from RefSeq and is a predicted model, not a curated record. The transcript has a single exon.
AUGAAUCCUGUAGAUGCAUCAUUGCGCCCCACAAGUCCCUCGCCCUCUCCCACCUCCUCAUCAUCAAAAACUCAUUCCUUGCCCAAUUCAACAACAACAACAAGAAGGAGAAGUGACAGCAAGAAGCGAUCAUCACCUCAACUGAAUCAAAGUUUUGAUGAAAGUGUAUUAAGAAAGCCGAAUAACAAUGAAUACGGUGAGCCUACCAUUACUGCUCCAUCUCCACGAUCACAACUUGAUCAUCACGAUGUAAAAUCUCUCACAACGAGUGAUCAUCACACGAAACCUGUUCUUCAUUUGCCUCAGAGCUCUCUAUCCAACAACAACAACAACUUUCUUUCAUCCUCUAAGGUCAACAGCCCACUCUCAUCACCCAAACAGGCAGCAGCAGAAAACGAAACGUUCAUCACUCCUACCCUCCGACACCUAACUCCAAGUUUAAUUGAAAAUUAUGUUAAGGCUAGAGUAACCAAGAGGAUUCAAAAAAUAGAGAGCGAGGAAAGAAAACAAAACGUAUCUCAGAGAUCAUGUAAAAAACGAGUCGAUCGGUACCUCCAUGAACUCAAUCGAUCUCAAUCUGCAUUUGAAUUGAAUCAUCAUCAUGAUGAAAUUCCUUCCUUUGAUGAAAAGAAAAAACUCAUUCGUAAAAAUCAAAUGUUAUUUCAAAAAUCAGCGGAGAAUGUAAUGACCAACAAUAAUUGUAAGAAAUUGAUUACAAACAGUGCAGAUCGCCCUAUGAGAUCACCAACACCAACAUUAUCUACAAAUUCAACAACAUUCAGAAAAUUCAAUCGAGACACGCCAUCACCGAUGCAAAGAAGUCAUUCACAAAGGUAUACCAUUAUUGAAGUGGUACAAACCCUUAAUAAUUACUUUGCAAGAAGAAAUUCACUGGGAUCGCUUGAGGAAUGCAAAAGUAAGGUACAUUGA